This is a messenger RNA of Exophiala viscosa, 1272 nucleotides long. RefSeq lists its product as uncharacterized. The record is from RefSeq and is a predicted model, not a curated record. Bases 1 to 1272 code for a protein of 423 amino acids. NCBI's taxonomy places the organism in Eukaryota, Fungi, Ascomycota, Eurotiomycetes, Chaetothyriales, Herpotrichiellaceae. The transcript has a single exon.
AUGGAGUCUAUGAGUACUCGUGUGCCUUGGCUUCCGGACGAGAUCCUCCUUAACAUCAUCGCCCACACGAUCACACCAACUACAAUUGCGCCGGAUGUUAUUCUCUCAAGUGGUCUGGCCAGUGGCGACCCAAAAUCUCAGACUUUUGAGACUUUUCGGACCCCAAAACUCCAGUGCACUGUCACUAACUUGAAGAGGACUUGCCGCCAGUUUCGUGCUAUGGUCAAUCAGCUCCUGCACAGAACAGAUUCAACUACAGUCGUGCUGGUGCGAGGACCGGUACCGGUUCGGAAUGACGACACUCCUCAGUCGAUGGAGGUAGCUGAACAGUACAAGGCUACUCUUGAGGAGGCGUUGGCACAUGCGUCGAACGACAAUCAACCUCACAAUGUCAUUGUCCAUUUUCAGCCUGAAUUGACUGCCGUAUAUGCUGGCAGUCAUUGGUUCUGGGAAAAAUGCUUCCUUAUCAACCCAUGUUUUCGGGUGACAGACAUCGAUACAGUCUGUAGUGCCCAGGAGGUUCAUUAUGCAGCCGCAGUGAUGCUUGCUGCGAUAAUGAACGUGAUUGUAGGGAGACGUCCUGGAGUCCGUAUUCGGCUUGUGUUUCAUGAACAAGACGGAACUUCUCUUUACAAGGAAUGUCCGAUGAUGGAAAUCAGCAGUCCCGUCUCCCGUAGAGUCCUGCCAUUCUGGGAAGUAAGAGCCAUCGACGUCAUCCUGGAUCACUGGCGUUGGCUGCGGGAGGACGACGAAGGGGCCGACGAAACGAACGACAAAGAGAAUGACAAGGAUGCCACCGCACGCCGAGACUCCUCCAUCCAUCAAUACAUCACAUUUCCUCAAAUGGCAUAUGCAAAGCCAUAUUUCCACGAGAAGCUCGUGAGGCAACACUGGUCGAAGAAGCUGCAGAAAGCGUGGUUGACUGAGGACAAGGGGCCCUUACCGCUCACUUUACAGGCACCAUACACUGGCCGACCGAAUGAAUGGUGGAGUCCACGCGACGAUUUGGAUGACUGGUAUCACUCCUGGCUUACUAUGCCUGAGUCCGAAGACGGACGACGUUCGAAUGCGUCCGAUUUAAGGUGUUUUCUCAUUGAAAUUGUCGAGCUUGGUGGACUGGAAGAAACCAAAAUAGAGGUCAUGGAGCUCCAACGUCCUAUUGGGACGACCACUCUCCAAUGGGCCAUCUCGAAUAUCGACUACAAACACAUCCGCAGGCAGCCACCGCGUCGAAGCUUGAGGCUGAUCAACAGAGCCAAGAAAAUGCAAUGA